AUGGAUUUGCCUCAGUUGUUCCGGAGUUUGAGACAUGCGCGUUAUGCAAGUUCUAGUGCUGUUGCGACUAGUUCUUCUUCUCCAGGUUUCUUCAGCUGGUUGACUGGUGGAUCCUCUACUUCGCUUACUUCAUUGGACAUGCCACUCAAUGGUGUAUCCCUUCCUCUGCCUCUUGCUGACCACGUUGAGCCAAGCAAACUUAAGAUCAUUACUCUUCCUAAUGGUCUCAAAAUCGCCUCUGAGAUGUCUCCCCAUCCGGCAGCUUCCAUUGGUUUGUAUGUUGAUUGUGGUUCUAUCUACGAAGCUCCUUAUUUCCAUGGAGCAACCCAUUUGCUUGAGAGGAUGGCUUUCAAGAGCACCACUAAAGAAUUGAAAGAUGUUGCCGGAGGAAAAGUUAACCAGAAGCAUCUUGAUCGCGCCAAGGCAGCCACAAAAUCUGCAGUUCUGAUGAAUUUGGAAUCUCGGAAACCAGUUAAGCAAUUCUUGAAGACAGUAGAUGGAUUUACCUUGAAAGACAUUACAGAUUUCACCAGCAAGAUUAUCUCAAAGCCCUUGACAAUGGGUUCCUUCGGAGAUGUGUUGUCUGUUCCUAGCUACGACACCGUAAGCAACAACUUUUCUUAAAGCGGCAAACAAUUUUGCAGCGAUAUUUUGGGACUUGUGUGAAAUAAAGAAGGGUCUUUGGGAGAAAAAGAAGACUAGACCAAUUUUAGUUUCUUUUUACGAAAUGGAUUUUGUUGCUAUAUACAGUUGAAAAGGCUGACUUUUUCGUGUAUGUCUCUCCAAAUUUGAAGAAGUAUUUGUAUUCCAAUAAGUAUUAUUUGCUAACUUCAAGCAGACAAUUUGUACUUACUUGGAUCUACCAAAUGAUAAGAAUGCCUCUGAGAUUCAAUCAUAAACAUCUCUGUCUCGUUUGUAUGUUGCCUCACCCCUCACCACCCA
Eruca vesicaria subsp. sativa (arugula) is the source of this 942-nucleotide messenger RNA. NCBI's taxonomy places the organism in Eukaryota, Viridiplantae, Streptophyta, Magnoliopsida, Brassicales, Brassicaceae. The record is from the annotation of a GenBank genome assembly.